Molecule: messenger RNA, 1485 nt
Organism: Pelmatolapia mariae (spotted tilapia)
Lineage: Eukaryota; Metazoa; Chordata; Actinopteri; Cichliformes; Cichlidae
Product: beta-1,4 N-acetylgalactosaminyltransferase 2-like
Exons: 11
Coding region: 1-1485 (494 amino acids)
Biological process (GO): UDP-N-acetylgalactosamine metabolic process; UDP-N-acetylglucosamine metabolic process
Cellular component (GO): Golgi membrane
Molecular function (GO): acetylgalactosaminyltransferase activity
Source: RefSeq, a predicted model, not a curated record
AUGGUUGACUCCAAAUCUCCCGACCACUAUGUCAAUCUGAGAAAGCAAGACCGAGCCAGCGAGACCAAGACAAGACCGAGACCAAAGUCCGUCGAGACCAAGACAAGACCAAAACCACGUAAAAUGGUCUCGAGACCGAUCUCGAGACAUCCAACUCUAGACAUUGAGCAUGUGAGCAGGUCAUCUGUGACCAGACCUCUACCUCUACCUGGUUCCUGCACCUGUCCUCAAGGCUCAGAGAUCCUAAAAGAUCACCUCCCUAAGGAGCAAAGUGAGGAGCUAAAGCAGCGACGAGCUACAGAGUUUCAGCAGAACAAAAACAGGACAACUUCAGUACUGUCCAGACUGUUGUUUGCCUUGCCUAACUCUCCUCUGCAGUAUCCUAUCCAGGGUUACACAGUGCAGCCUUUGACCUCCACUGUCAUACCAGCUUUAGGGCUGCAUGCAGAAAAAAGAAAGAGCUACAAGGUGGUCUUAAGUGUGUCUAAAGGCAUCCUCAGAACUGAAAUACGACAUCAAGACGUGACAGUUAAAGGUUCUGGUGAGAAUAAACUGAUUAUUGAAUCCAGUAACCUGGUGAUCCUCAACAACCUGCUGGCCAAAGUGUCGUAUACCAGCACUAUCUACCAUAUAAACACUGGAGACCUUGCCACAUUCCAGUUUGAAAACCAUGAAGCGGUGUUCCCCAUUGCCAUCAAACAGCCUCAUAUACCAGUCCUAUACAACAUAGGGACAGACAUUAGUUCUCAAGUCACCAUCACCACAAAGACUUUCCUGCGCUACAGAGAACUGAAGGUGUUGUUGGACAGCAUCCGAAAAUUCUACAACAACAUAAAAGUGAUUAUUGCAGAUGACAGCUUAGAACCAAAGCCAAUUCCUGGAGAAAACAUCUUACAUUACAUCAUGCCUCCAGCACAGGGCUGGUUUGCAGGCAGAAAUCUGGCUGUUUCCCAGGUAACAACUAAAUACUUCCUGUGGGUGGAUGAUGAUUUUGUGUUUACAGAGAAGACAAAGAUAGAGAAGUUUGUGGAGGUGAUGGAGGCAAACCCUGAACUGGAUGUGGUUGGUGGGGCUGUAGAAGAGAACCAGUUUUAUUUUACUCUUAUAUAUGAGGAAGGAGAGGAAAAUGAAGGUGGCUGCCUAUACAGAAAGUCUCAAGGGAAAUUUCACUCACUUCCUGGCUACCCACAAUGCUUUCUGGCUAAUGGAGUGGUCAACUUCUUCCUGGCUCGUACAGAUGCUGUACAGAAGGUGGGUUUUGACCCUAAGCUACAGCGAGUAGCACAUUCAGAGUUCUUUAUGGAUGGUCUGGGCUCUUUGCUGGUUGCGUCAUGUAGUCACGUAUCCAUUGGUCAUCAACCCAAAACAACCGACAGCCAAAGUUCUACAUAUGACAAAUUUAGAAUCCCGGGAGAAAAUGAUGAAAAAUUCAAACUGCAGCUUCACUUUUACAAAAACAAUCUUAAGUGCAUUAAAUAUGGAUAA